This is a messenger RNA of Teleopsis dalmanni, 1669 nucleotides long. RefSeq lists its product as uncharacterized. Bases 37 to 693 code for a protein of 218 amino acids. The record is from RefSeq and is a predicted model, not a curated record. NCBI's taxonomy places the organism in Eukaryota, Metazoa, Arthropoda, Insecta, Diptera, Diopsidae. The transcript has 2 exons.
AUAUACUUAUAAUACAUUCAGGUCAAUAUCAAAAUUAUGGAAUCAGCGCAAUCUCUUGCGCUCUUCCUAGACAAAAAUUUCAGAUUUUAUCAGAGCAUAAUACUAUGUGAAAGCAUUUUAAAUUUAUUAGUGUUAGCAUUUUUCGAAUAUAAUUUUGUAAAAUAUGACCGUGAUCUGAUUUAUUGGUGGGAAGCAUUCAUUCAAAGUCUAAUAGAUGGGAACUACCAUAUAUUUGCAGUAAUUAUAACGUUUUUCAUUAUUCAAAUAGUUUUGGUGUCUUACGCCUAUCGUUUGUCAAAACGCGAUUUAUCCAAAUCUGUACUUGCCAGUGAAGCUCAGCCUAUUGACAGACAAAACUAUGCAACUUACAUAUAUAUAAAACUAAUUGCUGACAUACAGGAUAUCGAGGAGAAGUAUUUCUCUCUAUCACAUGAUGACUGCAAGAACCGACUGCAAGAUGAAACUUUUUAUGAAAUGGAAACUUUGCAAACAGCUCAUAAAGAAAUUCAAAAUGCAAUCGAAGAGUUCCGACAAAAUGCUAGAAAAGUUUUUAUGCUCACAGAAUUGGAACAGAAUUUUCCAUUAGAUGUCGUGUUUGGCACAGAUCCAACCAACAAACGUUUAGAGCCAUUCUACACCAAAGGAGUUCAAGCUGAUAUUGCAUUUCUUCGAACCUUGUUAGAACCUGAAUAAUUUUCAAAUAUCUAUUUAACGCAACGAAUGAACAGCUUUGGAUAAGAUAAAGAUAAAACAGAACACCAAUACAAUUUCUUAUACACCGCAACUUCAUGACAGAUUUUUGUAUAAUCACCUAUUCUAAAAAACUUUAUAUGUCAAUAUAGCUUGACUGUUGAAAUAUCGGAGUUUUAAGUUGCAAAAUACAGGAUGAAAAAUCCGAAAGCAUAUCAUAGGAUCCAAGUUAGGAAACUGUUAUCGUACCAAAAAUCUAAAAAAAGUUCUUUUCUUCACCAAUCAUGUUGAUAAAAUUAUAUCUUUUUGUUAUCUCAUGAUCCAUAAUUAAAGAGAAUAUUUUACUUGACUUGGUACAAACUAUUUAUGACUAAACUAAAUGGUGGACGCAGUUUGUAUUAGAACUCUUCCAGUUCAUCAGAGUGAAAGUAGUGGAGACUAAUUCAACCCUCAUGACACCUAUUCGCAAAAUAAUCAAGUCAUCCUGACCUAAAUUAGUGGAUAUUUUAUUAACAUUAUUUACUAAUAAAAGGAAAAUGAUCAUGUGAAACUAUACCAUAAAGUUCAAAGCUUAUGACAGUAGUUUAUUAUUAACUCAAGAAAAGAAAUUAGAAAUAAACAGGAUAACAGUUCCCAACGGAUUCCAUAUAACUGGUCACAAGAACAACUGGGAAAACAAAAUGGCAAUUACAACGAUUACUGAUAUUUGCUUAUCAAUAACACAAGAACAUGAUCACUUCUAAACCAAAAGCAUUUAACUUAAUCAUUCAGAUAAUAUGUAGACAAAAGGUAUUAUGGAGUUAGUUAAUUAGUAACCUCCCAAGUUAUAUGAAUCUUUAAAAUAGACCUUUGCACCUUUGCAGAUUUUGCAAACAUAUUCAAACUCUUUAAAAAACAAAUGCAACUAAGAUCGCAAUAUUAUAGAUCUUCAAAAUAUGAGUCCAUAAAUCAUAUCACAAUAAUGUUUUCAAAAUUUAUU